AUGCUGCCGGAUUCCGGAGGUAUAGAGCACAACUGGAAUUUAGAGAUUUAUACAGAGGAUGAACCUUAUAGCACUCCCGUGGAAAUUUUGUCAGAAUUCCUUUUUGCUUUUAUGUCCCAUGACUACAAAAGUGCCUUACACUACUGCACAUUAAUUCUUCAGUACGAGCCUGACAACAAACUAAUUCAAGAUUUUUAUCCUCUUAUACAAGAAAAACUACAUUUUGAUAGUUAUGACUCUGACGAAUUUGCUGACAGUGAGAGAAGCAAUACUUCUUCUAAAUCUGAUAAUUCUACGGAAUACUUUUCAAGUACAUCGCCGUAUGCUGAAAGCACGUCAGCAUUUUCAUCUUUUAGCAGUGAAGAAGAAACAUCUCAAAAUUGAAAAGGACCGCAAUUACGCACUUCAGAAAGAAAGUUAAUUAUGCUUGUACACAAAAUUUCAUAUAGUAUUCAGGUACUUAUAUACGUAUACAUGUUUUUUGUCACAUUUAUUGUUACCAUUUUUUGUUAGGAUCAACUUAAAAUGAUGUCGAGUGUUGUCUUAUUUUUUACUUCAUUGUUAUUUCUAGUUCUUUUCUUACAUAAAAGUUUGUUAAUAUGUGUUGAAUGUUGUGCCACCUUGUGAAUGUUACUUGUGCGCAACUUGCCUUCCAUGCAACACUCUGUUGUCUGUGAUAUUUCUCCAUGCCUAGUCAUAUUUUGAAACUAAUUUAUUUUCAUGUUUAUUUCUUUUACUUUUGUCUCUGCAUUGAUUUUUUAAAGAAACAUCUCUGUUGAACUAAGUGUACUCUUUUACAUGCUGUUCAUUAAAAAAAAAAAACUUUGUUUUGAAAAAAGCUUUUCUUUUUAAAAAAAAUUAUGUUUUAAAGUUCAUCAAAAAACCAGAUUCUAAAUUUAAGCAGUACGAUUAAUUCUUUUAUCAAAAAAGUAUAAAUCUUAGAGUAUAUUUUCCUUUUUUUAACAAAAUUUUAAUUUUCUUUUUCAAUGCUGUCAUAAAAAUCUCCCUUCCCCAUCACUUUGUCCUAUGCUCUCUCAAACAGUUUUGGUAGAUGAUUUCAGUAGUAAAAUUUUAGAAUCGUUGUCUUGCAUCCAAUUCUAAAAGACUGGUAAAAAAAAAGUACCGAUUUGUGAUCCUUUAAGCAAAAUUUCUGUUUUCUGAAUCAAUGUUUUCACUUUUCCAAAUUCUGUAUUGGCACUCACUCUAAAUUAGUCAUUUAAUGGCUUGAACCAAUAAUUAGCAGUAAUUGAAGUAGCUGCAUAAAAUGCACAAAGAUAAAUUUUUAAACAGUAUCAUCAUCAGAUAAAACAUUUUGUAAACAGACUGCUUUUCUCUUUUUGGGUAAUUCAUUUGAGACUUUCAGCUAAGGAAUAUUUCAACAAAAUUGUAUUUGCUAAGAAAUACUUCUCCAAGGUUAAAAUUGAAAUUUUCAAAAUUGAGAUCAAGCUUGAAAAGCUGGGUGAAACUUAAAAGCAGUAUCAAACAACUCAGUCACAGCAUCCAGAGACUGCAGUUUCGCCCUUAUUUUGGGCUCUUCAGUGUGGAAUGGCUAUAACCGAGCUGCAGGCGAAAAAUCUCAUUUAAGCACAGAGUAUAUCUUCAACUUGCUUAUGAGUCCUUUACCUUCAAAAUGUAUUCAAAGUUGAUUUAACAACUUUGAAAUUCAGCUGUUCUGUAUCCAGAAUAACUCAAAUGUUUUCUUUAACAACUCAUGCAUUCGAGCAUUUAUCUUCAGAUCAUAAGUCAUUUCAGUGCUAUCUUGUAAGUCUUGAAACUUUUGAGGUUGUAAAAUCUGUACCUCAGAACCAGACUAAUGUAAGUCCAAAAAUGACGAUUUUGAGUUUAUUACUGCAUUACUGCAUUUUAUAUAUAAUCUUAUUCCGUAUUGAGCCAUGUCAACGAAUUUUUUAAAAAAAUUCCUUUAUAAUUUAACCGGUGCUAGAACAGCGUAAGUCCCACCUUUGUUUGAGCUAGAAAAACGUAAGUCCACUUAAUAUCUUCAAAAAUGCCUUCCUACUCCAGACUUGAAGAACUCUCAAAGUUUUUACUCAAGAAAACUCUGGACAUUAAACAGUACUAUUCUUGACACAACCACCGACAAAACUUGGUGUAUGAUUUGAGAUGAAAUGACAGCCCGGCAAGGAGGAAAAGAAAUUGCAUCAUGCUUAUAUAUAUAUUCACAUGGGCAAAUGAGGAACUUCAAAAUUCUGAAAAUCCAACAGAAAACUUAACGGUAUGGACUGAUAAUUGCAGUGGCCAAAAUAGGAAUAUCAAUAUGGUGUUCAUGUACAUAUGGAUAUUAGAAAAAAAAUUUACCUUAAAAAGAAAUAAACCACAAGUUUCUACUUGCUGGACACACUCACAUGGAGGUUGAUGGAAAACAUAGUGUUAUAGAGCGAGCUAAAAAACAAUUAAAAAACCACACUAUCUACACUACAAAUGAUUGGGCUAAUUUUAUUCGUUAGUGUUCAAGAAAAAACCCGUUUCUUGUAAGAAGGAUGGGCCUUGAAGACUUUUUAGAUUUUCUUUAUUUGAGGAGCUAAGAAGCUCCUUCUGUUUCAAGAAAGACAAACACUAAUAAAGAGCCAUUUUUGAUAUUGAACGCAGUUUGGUUGCAGCUUCGAAAAGGAGACAGCAAAUUGUAUUAUAAGACCAACUUUGCUGAUAUGCCAAAGACAAUUCCAAAAUUAAGACUAACCACAAAAAAGAUAAUUAAUGAAAAGUACAGAGACCUUAUGAAUUUGAUGCAAUGGAUUCCUAUAGAGUAUAUACCUUACUUUGAAAAUCUUCCACAUGGAAAAAACAAAGGAAACUUUCCUAAAGAAGAUUCAACUGCUCUGGACUAAGAUCAUCUGCAGUUCAUAGACUAUCUCAGUUUUUUUUCUAAAUUUUAAAAUUAAAUACGUUCUGCUUAUAUAUUUUAAUUCUAUCGUCAAUUACUUUUUGUAUUAAAAGUAUCAUUAAACUUUUACUAUGAACAUUUGCAGUUUACUUUUAAAACAGUGUUUGGUGUAAAAAUACAAUAACGUAAGCUCAGUUCUGAUAUAAUGAGCCAUUAAAUCUUUAUUUAUAUAUAUAAUUGUUAAAUUGUACGGAAAUAGACCAAUAAGGAGUAUGGCAUACAUUUUUUUUUAAAGAUAACAUUCAUAAUUUGUCUAUGUAACUAGGAAAUGAAAUCCUUCCUCUCAGUUUUCACCAGAAACUUAGAUUCGGAGUAAAGGAAUCGGAUUGGGAGCCAGGAUUUGAAGGUUUGAAAUCACAAACGCUGAAAUCGGAGUUAAUCAUCUUCUCUUCUAAUUUUGGAGUAAAGGAGUCGCAGUCUAAGGCUCUAAAAUUCCCGGAGUCGGAGUUGGUCAUUUUCAAUCCGAACCCACAACUCUGGUUUUUACACUCUCAUACAAAGUAGAUUUAUGUGACUUACGUUACUCUGGCCCUGAGGUACGGAACUGUUUUUGAUGUUAAACAACAAUAAUGUAAGUCCAGUUCUGAUAUAGUGAAUCAUUAAUUUUUGAAUUUUAUAAAUAAUUGUAAAAUUGUGCAAAAAUUAACCAACAAGACAUGAAGUAUACAUAUUUUUUUAGUAUUAACAGUCAUAUUUUG
Uloborus diversus is the source of this 3600-nucleotide messenger RNA. RefSeq names its product glutamate-rich protein 2-like. Bases 1 to 384 code for a protein of 127 amino acids. NCBI's taxonomy places the organism in Eukaryota, Metazoa, Arthropoda, Arachnida, Araneae, Uloboridae. The transcript has 5 exons. Gene Ontology annotation, molecular function: protein binding. The record is from RefSeq and is a predicted model, not a curated record.